Molecule: messenger RNA, 3108 nt
Organism: Plasmodium gallinaceum
Lineage: Eukaryota; Apicomplexa; Aconoidasida; Haemosporida; Plasmodiidae
Product: WD-repeat protein, putative
Exons: 1
Coding region: 1-3108 (1035 amino acids)
Molecular function (GO): protein binding
Source: RefSeq, a predicted model, not a curated record
AUGAGUUUAACAAACAUCAUUAAACGUGAAAAAAGGAAAAGACAGGAGGGAAUAAGUCAUGUUAUUAAGAAAAAAUUAAAAAAUUGUAAUAUGUCUAUAUCUUUCGAAAGUAAUCAACAAAAUGAAUAUUGCUCCUCUUCGUUAAUUACGAAGAAUGUGCCUACUAAUAAUAAUAUAGAUAAUUAUAUAUUUGAGGAUAUUUAUGAAAAUAAUAAAGAAAAAAUAAAUUCACAAAUUAAGAAAAAAGAAAUAAACGAUACCUUUAUAUAUGAAAAUAAUAUAUUUUACGAAAACAACUUGAAUAUUAUAAGUCAAAAUGAAUCAAGAUAUUUGAAUACAUAUGAAAAAGAAAACAGAAAUAAAAAUAUUAAAAAAAAAAAUUGCCUAAAGAAUGAAAAGAGUAUAAGUAAGUUAAAAAGUAGUAAAAAAAAAGUUAAUGAAAAAAAUGGGGAAAAAAAUGUAAAAAAAAAAAAAAAUAAUAAUAAUAAUAAUAAUAAUAAUCAUAUAUGGGAAGGAUUAUUAAAAAAAGAUGUAAUAUUGUUACUAUUACAAACUAUUAAAAACAUGGGUUAUAAGAAAUCUGCAAAAUAUUUAGAAUUAGAAAGUGGAAUAGAAUUAGAACAACCUCUAGUUAAAGAAUUGCAUAAAAACGUUUUAUUAGGAAAAUGGAAGAAUGCUAUAUUUAAUUUAAAAAAAUUAAAUAUAAGCAAAAAAUUAAUGAAAGCAAUAGGAUUUUUAAUAUAUGAACAAUGUUUUAUAGAAUAUCUAUAUAAUGGAAAAUAUUUUGCUGCAUUAAGAUGUUUAAGAGGUAAAAUGGUAAAAUGCUGCUUUGAUGAAGAUACUUAUAAUAGGUUACAUGAUUGUACUACUUUUUUUAUGUAUUUAAAUGAUAAAGAAUUAGAAAAAAGGUGUAAAACUAAUUUUAAAAAUUCUCGUAAAAUUUUAUUCGAAAAAAUAAAUAGAUUACUACCAGAACAUAUUAUUUUACCUCCAAGAAGACUAGCUAUUUUAUUACAUCAGUCUCUUAAGUAUCAAGUAGAUAAUUGUUUGUUUCACAAUAAUUUUUCAGAAUUGAAAUUAGUUAAAAAUUUAUUAAAAAUAAAAAAUAAAAAAAAAUAUGAUAAAUUAUAUAAUUGCAAUGAGUGUAAAACUAAUAAAAUGAAGUGUAACAGUAAAAAUAGAAAAGAAAAGAAAUUAGUAUCAAAAACAUUAUCUCUUUGUAAGAAAAAACCAUCAAAUUUAGGAAAAAAUCCAAGUAAAGAUAAUUACACAAAAUAUAACAGUACAAACGAUGUAAAUGAUGUACAAAUUUAUGAUACUCUUAAAGACAGAAACAUUCUAAAUGAUGAAAAUAAUCAUGAUAGAAAAAAUGAGUCUUCCUUAUCUUCAAAUGAAUUAAAAAGAACAAAAAUAGAAGAAGCUGAUAAGAACUUGAUAUAUGUUAAUUCAACCUUAAGGAAUAAUGAAAGUAUUCAAGGUAAUGAAUUCAACACAACAAUAAAUGAAUCAUUAAAAAAAUCAACUAAAAGAAAAAAUACAUUGCUUCCAUACAUUAAUGAACAAAAUAACUUGCAUGUUUCAAAAGUAAAUAAUCAUGAGAUGACAGAUGUGUUAAAUAAUUCAACAAGUUAUCACAAUGAGAGAAAAAAAAGAAAUUUGAAAUAUAACAUGAAUGAACAAAUUUUUUUUACAAAAGAAACACCAAAUAAUGAAAAUAAUAAUACACAAGAAAAUAGCAUAGAAAAUCACAAUGAUAGUAUUCUUAGAACUUAUCAAUUUAAUUAUAAUAACAAUUCAGAAAAAAAUGAUGAAAGUAAUAAAAAUAUAGAAUAUACAAAAAAAACAAGUAUCCAAGAAAAUAGUAAGACAAUAACUUAUACUGAAGGAUAUAAUAAAAUAGAUGAAAAAGAAUCUUGUAAUUUGUUGGAUAAACAAAAAACAGAAACAGUUGUAGUUACAGAAAAAGAAAAAAAAAAAAAAAAGAAAAAGAAGAAAAAUAAAAAUGAUAGUAUUGUAUCUUAUGAUAAUCAUAACAUGCUUUCCUUUUCGUUAUUAAAAAAUCAUGAAUGUAAAAAAAUAAAAUUACCAUAUUAUUGCAUAAAAAUAUUACAAGGUCAUAAAGAUGAAGUGUGGUAUGUUAGUGUAUCAGCCAAUGGGAAAUAUAUAGCUUCUUCAAGUAAAGAUAAAAGUAUUUUUUUAUGGAAAGGUACAUAUCCAUUUAACAAAGUAAGAGAAUGGAAUGAUCAUAUUGAUGGAGUAAGUUAUAUUAUAUGGAGUCAUAAUAGUAAGUAUUUAGUUUCAGGAUCUAAUGAUUCCAAUAUUAUUAUAUGGAGUCCAAAAAGUAGUAAAAAAAAAUUAAGUUUAAAUAUGCAUAGUGGUCCUAUUACUUCAAUUUGUUGGUCAAAAGAUGACUCAGUAAUAAUUUCUUCUGCUUUUGAUAAGAAAAUAUUUUGUACAAAAUUAAGCGAAGAUUUAAAAAGUUUUUCUAUUUUAUAUGUAUGGUCUUUUAGUACAAGAAUUCAGAAUUUUGUUUUUACAAGUAAUGAUAAAUAUUUAAUUGUUGUUGCAUCUGAUAAAAAUGUUAGAGUUAUUGAUUAUAAUUUGAAAAAAGAAUUAUACACUUUACCUGAAUUUGACACCAUUACAUCUGUUUGUGCAUCAAAUUUUUACAAUCAUAUAUUAGUUAAUAUUGCUGAUCAAAGACCAACUGUCAAAUUGUGGGAUGUUAAAUAUAGAUACAUUAUACAAACUUACAGAGGGCAUAAACAAGGUAGAUUUAUUGUUCAUUCAUCAUUUGGUGGAAAAAAUGAAAAUUAUGUUAUUAGUGGUAGUGAGGAUAGCUUAAUAUAUAUAUGGCAUAAAGCUAAAGGUUAUUUAUUAGAUGUUAUAAAUGGACAUGCAUCAACAGUUAGUAUAGCUAUAUGGCCAAUAUCUUAUUCAAAGUUUCCAUAUAUGAUUUCUGCCUCUGAUGAUCAUACUUUAAUGAUAUGGAAUAUUUAUCCUGGAAUUAAUAAAAUAAAAGAUGACAAAAAAAAAAAAAAAAAAAAAUUUAUUCACCCAUUUCUGAAGGAAUUACGUAAAUGCUAUUCCUUGAAAAAUAAAGAAUGA